Molecule: messenger RNA, 2036 nt
Organism: Papaver somniferum (opium poppy)
Lineage: Eukaryota; Viridiplantae; Streptophyta; Magnoliopsida; Ranunculales; Papaveraceae
Exons: 3
Coding region: 116-1597 (493 amino acids)
Biological process (GO): endoplasmic reticulum calcium ion homeostasis
Cellular component (GO): endoplasmic reticulum
Molecular function (GO): calcium ion binding
Source: RefSeq, a predicted model, not a curated record
GCAUUCCAACAUAUAUUCCAGUCGUACUAAUCAUCCCCUUCCCAUUUUCUGUACCAACACUUCUCUCCUCCAAUCUGUGCGACGGAGAUCGAGUGAGAGAGCUCCAACAAAAGCCAUGGCGAAAUCAUUUUGGUACUUGUUAGCUCUACUCUCUCUCCUCUCAUUAAUCGGUCAACAACUCUCACGCUCUUCAGUGUAUGCUGCUGCUGAUUUCGAAGGUUUUGGUGAUGAAUCUGAAGAAGAAGAUGAAGAUCAAUCUGAAUCUGAUCUCAUUACUAAUUUUCGAUCUACUUCUCCACCUCCACUCUUAACUCAAUCUGAUUUCAAAAAUGAUGUUGAACAACAAAAAGAUGAUGAAUCAAAACCUGAUUCAUCAUUGAAUUCUCCAUCUAUUGAUUCAUCAAAACCCUCGUCAACUGUUUCAUUUGAGUAUUGGGAUGAAGAUGAAUUCGAAGGUCUUCCAGUUCAAGAACGAGAGCAACAAGAGAAGGAAGAAAAGAAAGAAAACCCUAAUUCUGAUGUUGCUGAGUCAAUUUCUGAAUCUGGAUCAUCUGAUUCAAAGACCGAUGAAUCCAAAGAACGUGUACCAUUUUCCUUCUCUCCUCGUAAUUUCAUUGUUGAGAUAAUCUGUGUGAGUUUUCUGAUUAUGUUUGCUGUGAAUUACUUUACUGGGAAAAAGGAGAAUGAGAAUAUAGCUUUGUCUUGGGCAUCUAGAUUUGCAACUAAGGAUUCCAUAUUUGACAAGAAUUUUAGUUUAUUAGGAACUGGAGAUGGGAAAGAUACACCAUUAUUGUUAAAAGAAGGACAAAAUGUGUUUAAAUUCUAUGCAAGUGGGAGGAGAUAUUGUCAAGGGUUAUUAGCAACAAUGGAAUUAAAAAGUAGACAUGAUCUGAUAUCUAGACUUUAUAAUAUGGUUGUUCCAUGUAAAGAUGAGAUUACAUUUGAAGUUUAUAUGAAUGAUGAUUCAAUGGAUCAUGUCAUGUUUGCUCUUGCUAAGAAGAAAGCGGCUAAACUUAUGCAUAAAGAGUUCAUGGAUCUUCAGAGAUAUGCUAGUUUCGUACCUACUACACCGACUAAUAGGAAAUGGGUUGCUGAGGAGUUGGGGGUUGUUACAGAGUCUAGGGAGGUAGCUGGGGAUCUCAUCACUGAAGCGGUUCUUGAUCAGGUUUUUGGGGAUAAAGCAUUCGAGAAAUUUGGUAAGGGAUUCAUAUCUAUGCAUUUUUCUGAUCAACACCAAUCAUCACACAGAAAAAUGCUGGUAUUCAAGUUUGCUCUCCCUGAUGCGAAGAACAUGGCUGAUAUGACAAGAUUGGUGGCUCUUGUACCUUAUUAUAUUGAUUUGAUCGGCCGAUACAAGCUCAGUUCACAGGCACGAUCUAAAACAGAAGCAGCUAGAAAUAAGGCUGCCCAAGAAGUAUACAAGGAACUUCGGAGUGCAAGACAAGAAGCUUUACAAAAGAAGAAAGCAGAGAAGAGGAAGAUGAUGGAAGAGCUCGAAGCUAAGUUGAGUGCCGAAGCUAUUAAAAAGAAAGAAGCUAAAGAACGUGCUAGGCAGAUGAAGAAGGUGAUGCCAAAAGUGAAGAUGAGCCGAUCUUAGAAGCGAUCAUGACGACGAUGUUAUCUACUCUGUCUCAACUGUCAGUUCUCGACAACUCACAGCAUAAGUUUUUUACCGAACACUUCCCUCUGAUCUUAACUGUCCAUUAUUAUCACGUUUAAAUUUUUAGCUUAGCCAUUCCUCAACUCUUCCACAGCUUUCUGAUUCUUAGAAAUGCUCAAAGCAUUUUCUUUUGUUAGUUUAGAUGAUAUAAAAUUUGGUGAGCAAAUUUCCCAGAUGUCUUUUGCCUCACUGUAGUGGAGAAGUAGAGAGGGAGAGAGAGAGAUAGGGGUAGGAGGCGAGGGAAUCCUGUGUUGUAAUUUUCCAUUUAUAUGGAACUACUUUGAUUUGUUCAGUAUUUUUCUUUAAUUUGUACCUCUUAUUCAGGCUCUUUGUUUAGUUAAACCAUUUGAAAUGAAAUGUCAUGUUACUGAAGCUA